This is a messenger RNA of Hyaena hyaena (striped hyena), 3338 nucleotides long. It is a transcript of the gene TRIM62, whose product is annotated as tripartite motif containing 62. The coding region runs from base 142 to 1569 and encodes 475 amino acids. The transcript is spliced from 5 exons. Lineage: Eukaryota; Metazoa; Chordata; Mammalia; Carnivora; Hyaenidae. Gene Ontology annotation, biological process: positive regulation of canonical NF-kappaB signal transduction; innate immune response. The record is from RefSeq and is a predicted model, not a curated record. Gene Ontology annotation, molecular function: protein binding; zinc ion binding.
CCUUCCUUCUCCUGUAGCUGUUACUCCUGCCUCUCCCCACCUGCUCCCCGCACCCAUCCCUCGGUGCUGUCCCCGACAGCGCCAGGCUCGCUCAGCAGCCCCCCUGCAUCUCAGGGCCCCCUCUUCGCCGCCCCCAGCGCCAUGGCGUGCAGCCUCAAGGACGAGCUGCUCUGCUCCAUCUGCCUGAGCAUCUACCAGGACCCGGUGAGCCUGGGCUGCGAGCACUACUUCUGCCGCCGCUGCAUCACCGAGCACUGGGUGAGGCAGGAGGCGCAGGGCGCCCGCGACUGCCCCGAGUGCCGGCGCACGUUCGCCGAGCCCGCGCUCGCGCCCAGCCUCAAGCUGGCCAACAUCGUGGAGCGCUACAGCGCCUUCCCGCUGGACGCCAUCCUCAACGCGCGCCGCGCCGCGCGACCCUGCCAGGCGCACGACAAGGUCAAGCUCUUCUGUCUCACGGACCGCGCGCUGCUCUGCUUCUUCUGCGACGAGCCCGCGCUGCACGAGCAGCACCAGGUCACCGGCAUCGACGACGCCUUCGAGGAGUUGCAGAGGGAGCUGAAGGAGCAGCUUCAGGCCCUUCAGGACAGCGAACGGGAGCACACGGAGGCGCUGCAGCUGCUCAAGCGACAGUUGGCCGAGACCAAGUCUUCCACCAAAAGCCUGCGGACCACCAUCGGCGAGGCCUUCGAGCGGCUGCACCGGCUACUGCGCGAGCGGCAGAAGGCCAUGCUGGAGGAGCUAGAGGCGGACACGGCCCGCACGCUAACCGACAUUGAGCAGAAAGUCCAGCGUUACAGCCAGCAGCUGCGCAAGGUGCAGGAGGGGGCCCAGAUCCUGCAGGAGCGGCUGGCCGAAACCGACCGGCACACCUUCCUGGCCGGGGUGGCCUCGCUGUCCGAGCGGCUUAAAGGGAAAAUCCACGAGACCAAUCUGACUUACGAAGACUUCCCGACCUCCAAGUACACAGGCCCCCUGCAGUACACCAUCUGGAAGUCUUUGUUCCAGGACAUUCACCCAGUGCCCGCUGCCCUGACACUGGACCCGGGCACUGCCCACCAGCGCCUGAUCCUGUCCGACGACUGCACCAUCGUGGCCUAUGGCAACCUGCACCCACAGCCGCUGCAGGACUCGCCAAAGCGCUUCGACGUGGAGGUGUCGGUGCUGGGCUCUGAGGCCUUCAGCAGCGGCGUCCACUACUGGGAAGUGGUAGUGGCGGAGAAGACCCAGUGGGUGAUCGGGCUGGCCCACGAGGCGGCCAGCCGCAAGGGCAGCAUCCAGAUCCAGCCCAGCCGUGGCUUCUACUGCAUCGUCAUGCACGACGGCAACCAGUACAGCGCCUGCACAGAGCCCUGGACGCGGCUCAACGUCCGCGACAAGCUCGACAAGGUGGGCGUGUUCCUGGACUACGACCAAGGCCUGCUCAUCUUCUACAACGCCGACGACAUGUCCUGGCUCUACACGUUCCGCGAGAAGUUCCCGGGCAAGCUCUGCUCCUACUUCAGCCCCGGGCAGAGCCACGCCAAUGGCAAGAAUGUGCAGCCGUUGAGGAUCAACACUGUCCGCAUCUAGGACGGCGCAGGGAGCCCACAGGGACCGCCUGGGCCAUGGCCACCAGCAAGGGCUCUGCCCAGGGGGCAGAGGGCUGGACUCCGGUCCAGUGCAGCCCCUCUACCCCACCCCAUGAGGUCUCAGGCCGGUUGUUUACCCUUCAGCUUCCGUUUCCCUGUCUGUGUAUUGGCAGUCGUGCUCCAUGGUUCCUAAACUCGAUCAGCAUCGAUGUCCUGUAGUUCUGACCUUGACGGGGAGGCGGCUUUGGUCCCAGGAUGUGACAUGGCUUCUCCUCAGGGCAGCCCCUGCCCAGCCCUCAUCCCCAUCCUCGCAGGGGCAGGGGGACCUUCCCCCUGUCUCCCUGCUGUCCACAUGCCCUGACCUCAGGAUGUGUCAAGAGGGUUGCCUGCAGUCGGCAGCCUGAAAGAUACAUAAAACCCUCUUCUUGCCCAGCACCCUGCCAUGGCCAUUUUACCCUUGACUCCAGCCCACCAUGGACAUAGGCAGCAGCUGGUCCUAGGGUUCCUCAGAACCACCUCUCCUUCUACCUCUGGACCAAGAGCUUUAUGGUUCCUGUUUUUCCCACUGACCUGCAGGUAGAGAUGAUACUGUGGGAGGCACCCGGUCACUGAACCCACGUGUUGCAGUGACUGUGCCACCACCUUCCAGCCCACGGGUCCAAAAGCAGGAUGAUGGCACGCCAGGCUGAUGCAGAGCCCGGUAGCCUAAAGGCAGCCGCGGGACAAGCAUCACUGGGUGAUGGAGGUCCCCAGAGGCUUGCCUAAGGGUCCAAGCAGGCCUCUGUGACCAGGCUUAGGGUGAGGGGAGGCUGCAGGGAGCAGUUGUCUCAGCCGAGCACUGGGACAGGCUGUUGGCUGGGACUUCCCAGCAGGCUUGGCAUCUGUCUCAGCUAGGAUCCUGUUGCAGAAAACAAGAGCUGCUUUAGCUAGUUUAAUUUGACAGCAUUUAUUAUCACGUCCCUGAUUUGCAAAAUCAUUGGAAGGGCUGGAGGAGCAGACUCACUGCUGAAUUUCCAGGAACGACCCAGCCACCGGAUUCAUCAUGUCUAUAUCCCGAUCAGAAGCGCUGCUCCCACCUGCAGGAAGCCAGUAUGUCAGGAAGCUACUGCGACCGCAGGACUGUGUCCCCUCCGCCACUGGCCGGGCCAGCAAAUGGGUGUCCUGAGGCCUGCCUCUCUCCCACUCAGUUUAACUCCCAAAUCCAAAUCUCCAUGAGGGAUACUGUUAGGGAAACAUAAAUCAGAUCCAGAACUUUGGCUGCAAUGGUGUCUGGGAAAUGUAGUUUUCUUCUUUCCAACCACAGACCUGCAAAAAGGCCCAGAAGGAAGUUUGGGUGUCGAACAAGCCCAUCCACAGUUUCUGUCACUGGAGUUCACCUCCAGAUCUUGGCUUUGAAGCAGCAGAGCCUCUAGGUGUCCUGCUCAUGGCCCUGGCCCUGCCCAAGGACAAGAACCCAAGAGGUGAAUCUAUCUGCAGGACUGGCUGAAUGUCUCAAGCCUUGGCUUCACUCUCUAGUCCUGGAGCCUAGAUUCUGAGCUCGUGGGGUCCCUGACCACCCGCAUCCUCAAGGAGCCAGACUAGCUGAACUUGGGGGAUCCCACCCACCUCGCAACUGCUGCCCACUGGGGUCCCCCUUGGACAGGAGGAAUCCUCAAUCUCACCUCACCCCUUCAUCCUCCAGAAGCUGGGCCACCCCCAGCAGUAUUUUUAUUUUAAAUGUUGCCCAUUUUGUGAGUUAUGAUGAAUUUGUAUUAAAGUUACAGAACAUCA